AUGGAGCAGGCAUCUCAGUGCAGUGAGCCAGUGCUGGAUGCUAAGUCCCAGGUCGCUAGCCAGCUUGUAGAUUUUCAGUGGAAGUUGUGUAUGGCUGUGAGCUCGGACAGCUGCAGAUCGCUGAAGUAUCCUUAUGUGGCCAUGAUGCUCAAAGUGGCAGAUCAAUCUGGUCAAAUAAAGAACAAAUUCAUUGACAUGACAAUUCCACAAUUUCAGAAUUUCUACAGACAGUUCAAGGAACUUGCUGCUGUGAUGGAAACUGUGUGA
Jaculus jaculus (lesser Egyptian jerboa) is the source of this 267-nucleotide messenger RNA. Its product is annotated as COMM domain-containing protein 6-like. Bases 1 to 267 code for a protein of 88 amino acids. NCBI's taxonomy places the organism in Eukaryota, Metazoa, Chordata, Mammalia, Rodentia, Dipodidae. The transcript has a single exon. The record is from RefSeq and is a predicted model, not a curated record. Gene Ontology annotation, molecular function: NF-kappaB binding.